Messenger RNA from Toxotes jaculatrix (banded archerfish), 2199 nucleotides. Its product is annotated as serine/threonine-protein kinase pim-3-like. The record is from RefSeq and is a predicted model, not a curated record. Lineage: Eukaryota; Metazoa; Chordata; Actinopteri; Toxotidae. The transcript is spliced from 6 exons. The coding region runs from base 166 to 1128 and encodes 320 amino acids. Gene Ontology annotation, cellular component: cytoplasm. Gene Ontology annotation, molecular function: ATP binding; protein serine/threonine kinase activity. Gene Ontology annotation, biological process: negative regulation of apoptotic process; regulation of mitotic cell cycle; protein autophosphorylation.
CCUGUGCUCUUUAAAUGGCCGAACCGUUGCUGGAUUUUAACCGUGUUUUAGCCGCAUUUCGCCCGUCUGCGUAGGGCGCGUGAUUCCUCUGUCGUUUGGAAUUUAUUACGCGAAUAUCUUCCAGGUGUGUUUUGUUUUUUGGGGGGGUGAGAAGGCAGGAGCAGUAUGCUGCUCUCCAAACUGGGUGCCUUGUCUCACAGCAUGGAUCUGCCGGCGAAGCUCCACCUGCAUCAAGCCAAGGCGGAGAAGCCACCGUUUGAUAAACUGUACCGUCUGGGCUCGGUGUUGGGGAACGGAGGAUUCGGCACCGUGUAUUCGGCUGUUCGCCUGGCCGACGGGUUGCCGGUGGCGGUAAAACAUGUGUGCAGGGACAGAGUGACAGAGUGGGGUACUCUGUGUGGCUCUGUGGUUCCUCUGGAGAUUGUGCUGCUGAAGAAGGUGGGAGGGGCGUUUGGAGGCGUGGUGCGGCUGUUGGACUGGUGGGAGCAGGUGGACGGCUGGUUGAUGGUGAUGGAGCGUCCCGAGCUGGCUCAGGACCUGUUUGAUUACAUCACGGAACGUGGUGCACUGGACGAAAUGGCGGCACGCGGCUUCUUCCUGCAGGUGCUGGAGGCGGUUCGUCACUGCUACACCUGCAGCGUCGUCCACCGAGACAUCAAGGACGAGAACCUGCUGGUGGACCUGAGGACGGGACAGAUCAAACUGAUUGACUUUGGCUCAGGAGCCCUCCUGAAAGACACCGCCUACACCGACUUCGAUGGUACACGGGUGUACAGUCCACCGGAGUGGAUCCGGUACCGUCGGUACCACGGUCGCUCGGCCACCGUCUGGUCGCUCGGCGUGCUGCUCUAUGACAUGGUGUGCGGGGACAUCCCCUUCGAACAGGAUGAGGAGAUUCUGAGAGGACAGAUCUACUUCAGACGCAACAUCUCUGCAGAGUGCCAGCAGCUGAUUGGCUGGUGUCUUAGCCAGCAGCCAUCUGAGCGGCCAACCCUGGAGCAGAUCCUCCUACACCCCUGGGUGACCGGCAGUAACAGUCAGCAAACAGACGAGAGCAGCAUCACGCUUCACGCCAUUACAGCGGACUCCUCCUCCUCAUCUUCCUCCUCAAGCCAGCAGAGCCCCUGAUUGGUUAUUAAGAUGCUGCCAAGGGGCAUGGCUAGGACUUGAUUGACAGCUGUCCUCUGGUGUUUCCAUUUCCUCACAAUCGUGGGGUUGCAGCUCCAAGGAAGUGUUAUGUGUCAGCGGGGUGAGGGCUCCACAGCGCCCCCUCCUGGUCAGACCAUGGAGCAGCUUUCAUAGAGCCUCAGCACCUGUUGGUUUCCAUCUGGUGUUGCUGUUUGAGUGCCUGGAGUUUAGUAGCUGCUGUGGGUGGAGUAAUGCCAUGGUUAAAAUAUAAAUGUGGUUUAAUCAGAGAAGAACUCAGCCAGGUGUGGUUCCAAUGAAAAAAACUGUUGUCAGCAGCUCUGUAGCUACUGAUGUGGGGUCACAUCAGUACAGCAGAACAAAGGUGAACACACCUGAAACGUUAUAAUCAUCUACAGGGCUGCAACUACAUGUAUUUCACUAUUAAUCAACCUGUCAAUUAUUUUAUACACUGAUUGUUUCUGUCUUUAAAAUGUCAGAAAGCAAUGGAAAAUGUUUAUCUCAAUGCUUUAAGUCAGAUCAAGAGUCAAAAUCCCACAAACAAACUCAGUUUACAAUGAUACAAGACAGAGAGAAGCAGGAAGUCUUCAUGUUGGAAGAAGCUGAAACGAGAACUGGGAGAUUAUGCUUGAAAAAUGGCUUAAAUGAUUACAUAUAUUAAAAUUGUUGCUGGUAAGUCUCCAACAAGGAGUCAGUAGUCACUGCGGUCAGCUUCUGGUUCAGAGGAAAUGCUCUUGCUCGGUCGGUCAGAGUUGUCUCAGCCUUUCAGUUAAACUUUUUUCCAUCUGAACUAUUAAGAGCGGUGAAUUGCUCAGCAAUUCUGGCGUGCAUACCCUGUCCCAAUCACAUAGCACCUGCAUUAACUCUCUCUCAUGGGAAAUGUCUGAACUAUGUUCUGAAAACAUUACUUCCUCCAUCUUCCCUCUCACCCUCAGUCUCGGGGUGUAAAAUGCACAGUCAAUGCAAAUACUCAGUUUUGUAUAUUUGAAUAUAUAUAUUUUUUGUAUGGGUUUUUUUUUUAAUCUUGCAUGUGUUUUUAUUUAUUUACUGAGA